AUGGGAGGUGAGAGAAUGACAGUGAUGCUAGUUUUCUUGUGCUGUAGUGGACAGUCGGUGCUGGGACGUAACGGGACGAUGGACGACUGGAUUAGGUUGACUAACACACUCUUCUCCAACUACACCAAAGCGAUGUACCCUGUGCACAACCUCAGCGAGGCUCUGAUGAUUGACACAUCAAUGAUGCUGUUGUCAAUUACAGACUUUGACGAAUUGGCGGGCGUUAUAACAAUCAAUGUCGUGCUAAUUUCAAGAUGGACUGACUUCCGUCUAACGUGGGAUCCUAAAGAUUACGGAGGGAUUGAAGAUAUAUUCAUCAAUGGGUCAAAUUUGUGGAAGCCAUCUUUGUUUGUGCAAUCGACUGCACAGGACCUGGAGCCUAUUGGCUCUGAUCAAUUUCACGUGAGGGUUAAUUUUACGGGGAAGUGUCUCGAGUUACCCGGACGACUUGUACGGUCCUCAUGUGCUGUGGAUAUGAGAAGUUUCCCGUUAGAUUCUCACGUUUGUGACGUCAUCAUCAGACAAUGGGGAGUCUAUGAUGAUGAGAUAAAACUAACAUAUACUGAAAACAGAAUUAAUCUGUCCGUAUUCUCACCUAACGGGGAAUGGAAUCUUGAUGAAACACUCGUAUCAUACUGA
Molecule: messenger RNA, 639 nt
Organism: Pecten maximus
Lineage: Eukaryota; Metazoa; Mollusca; Bivalvia; Pectinida; Pectinidae
Product: acetylcholine receptor subunit alpha-1-A-like
Exons: 1
Coding region: 1-639 (212 amino acids)
Biological process (GO): nervous system process; regulation of membrane potential; chemical synaptic transmission
Cellular component (GO): membrane; synapse; neuron projection
Molecular function (GO): transmembrane signaling receptor activity; neurotransmitter receptor activity; extracellular ligand-gated monoatomic ion channel activity
Source: RefSeq, a predicted model, not a curated record